ACAGCUGGCGCUACAACUACCACAGAGGCUCCAACAACAACAACAACAGCCACUCCUACAACUAGCACAGAGGCUCCAACAACAACCACAGCUUCUCCCACUACAACCCCAGCUGGCCCUACAACUACCACAGAGACUCCAACAACAACAACAGCCACUCCUACAACUACCACAGAGGGUCCAACAACAUCAACAGCCGCUCCAACAACAACAACAGCUUCUCCCACUACAACCACAGCUGCACCUACAAUUACCACAGAAGCUCCAAUAACAACAACAGUCACUCCUACAACUAGCACAGAGGCUCCAACAAAAACCACAGCUUCUCCCACGACAACCACAGCUGCCCCUACAACGAGCACAGAGGCUCGAACAACAACCACAGCUUCUCCCACUACAACCACAGCUGGCCCUACAACUACCACAGAGGGUCAAACAACAACAACAGCCGCUCCAACAACAACCACAGAGACUCCAACAACAACAACAGCCACUCCUACAACUACCACAGCUUCUCCCACUACAACCACAGCUGGCCCUACAACUACCACAGAGGCUCCAACAACAACAACAGCUGCCCCAACAACUACUACAGAGGCUCCAACAACAACAACAUCCGCUCCCACUACAACCCCAGCUGCCCCUACAACUACCACAGACGCUCCGACAACAACCACAGCUUCUCCUACUACAAACACAGCUGCCCCUACAACGAGCACAGAGGCUCCAACAACAACCACAGCUUCUCCCACUACAACCACAGCUGGCGCUACAACUACCACAGAGGCUCCAACAACAACAACAACAGCCACUCCUACAACUAGCACAGAGGCUCCAACAACAACCACAGCUUCUCCCACUACAACCUUAGCUGGCCCUACAACUACCACAGAGACUCCAACAACAACAACAACAGCCACUCCUACAACUACCACAGAGGUUCCAACAACGACAACAGCUGCUCCCACUACAACCACAGCUGCAUCUACAACUACAACAGGUGCUCCCACUACAACAUCAGCUGCACCUAUAACCGCAACAGAGGCUCCAACACCAACCACAGCUUCUCCUACUACAACCACAGCUGGCCCUACAACUACCACAGAGGCUCCAACAACAACAUCAGCCACUCCUACAACUAGCACAGAGGCUCCAACAACAACAACAGCCACUCCUACAACGAGCAAAGAGGCUCCAACAACAACCACAGCUUCUGCCACUUCAACCACAGAGGCUCCAACAACAACAACAGCUGCCCCAACAACUACUACAGAGGCUCCAACAACAACAACAUCCGCUCCCACUACAACCCCAGCUGCCCCUACAACUACCACAGACGCUCCGACAACAACCACAGCUUCUCCUACUACAAACACAGCUGCCCCUACAACGAGCACAGAGGCUCCAACAACAACCACAGCUUCUCCCACUACAACCACAGCUGGCGCUACAACUAGCACAGAGGCUCCAACAACAACAACAACAGCCACUCCUACAACUAGCACAGAGGCUCCAACAACAACCACAGCUUCUCCCACUACAACCCCAGCUGGCCCUACAACUACCACAGAGACUCCAACAACAACAACAGCCACUCCUACAACUACCACAGAGGGUCCAACAACAUCAACAGCCGCUCCAACAACAACCACAGCUGCAUCUACAACUACAACAGGUGCUCCCACUACAACAUCAGCUGCACCUAUAACCGCAACAGAGGCUCCAACACCAACCACAGCUUCUCCUACUACAACCACAGCUGGCCCUACAACUACCACAGAGGCUCCAACAACAACAUCAGCCACUCCUACAACUAGCACAGAGGCUCCAACAACAACAACAGCCACUCCUACAACGAGCAAAGAGGCUCCAACAACAACCACAGCUUCUCCCACUUCAACCACAGCUGGCCCUACAACUACCACAGAGGCUCCAACAACCACAACAGCCACUCCUACAACUAGCACAGAGGCUCCAACAAAAACCACAGCUUCUCCCACUACAACCACAGCUGCCCCUACAACGAGCAAAGAGGCUCCAACAACAACCACAGCUUCUCCCGCUACAACCACAGCU
Messenger RNA from Osmerus eperlanus (European smelt), 2076 nucleotides. RefSeq names its product mucin-5AC-like. The transcript has 3 exons. The annotation marks the transcript as partial. The record is from RefSeq and is a predicted model, not a curated record. Lineage: Eukaryota; Metazoa; Chordata; Actinopteri; Osmeriformes; Osmeridae.